This is a messenger RNA of Hyposmocoma kahamanoa, 1791 nucleotides long. RefSeq names its product kynurenine/alpha-aminoadipate aminotransferase, mitochondrial. The coding region runs from base 16 to 1491 and encodes 491 amino acids. Lineage: Eukaryota; Metazoa; Arthropoda; Insecta; Lepidoptera; Cosmopterigidae. Gene Ontology annotation, biological process: biosynthetic process. The record is from RefSeq and is a predicted model, not a curated record. Gene Ontology annotation, molecular function: pyridoxal phosphate binding; L-kynurenine:2-oxoglutarate transaminase activity. The transcript is spliced from 7 exons.
AAUAAAGAAGCCAAAAUGCUAGUAAAAAUGAAUAACAAAGUCCUCAAAAAAAUGAUCGAAGUUCGACCAAUCUAUUGUGUUACCAAAAACCAAUUCUCGUUGAGUAAUGAGAAUUCCCAGAACGGUAAAACGUCUCAGGACUCGGGGGAUAUAUUCAAGUACUACAAUGAAGCGAGCCCAGAUUUCAGCGCCAAAUACCGACCGCUGGAGGAUAAGGAUUACCAGAAAUACUUUAGUUCUAGAUCAUUGACGAGAGAGCCUGCCUUAACCAGACUGAUCACGUCUCUCGCGUAUAAAGUGGGCAAGAAAAUGCUGUCUCUGGCUGAAGGCAUGCCCAAUGAAAACAUAUUCCCGUUCACUAAAUUACGUCUGGAGACUCGAUCUGGGAAUACCCUGACGAUGGAAGGAAAGGAACUCGCUGCAGCGCUUCAAUACCUGCCUUCACAGGGACUUCCGGCGCUCCUAGACACGCUACAAAAUUUCCAACAGUGCCUCCACCGCCCCCCACCUCACUCUCGCGGGGUUAUAGUCACCAACGGCUCUCAACACGGCAUCUACCAAUGCAUAGAGCUGCUAAUGGAGCCCGGAGACUCAAUUAUCACCAGCGAGUUUGCUUAUCCCGGCGUGUUCAUCGCACUCAAGCCAUACAAUCCAGAAAUUAUCGGUAUCCCAGAAGACUCAGAUGGAAUAGAUCCAAACAUUCUCGAGACUGUUCUAUCAGCCAAAUUAUCGCAGGGUCUGAAGAUGCCCAAAGUGUUGUACACCAUUCCUACUGGGAAUAAUCCUACAGGAUCUAUACUUAGUGAAGAAAGAAGAAUAAGGAUCUAUGAACUGGCUUGUCAGUAUGAUUUCCUGAUACUAGAAGACGAUCCGUAUAUGUUCUUGAAUUACACAGAGAAAGCAAUCCCGUCAUUCCUGUCCAUGGACGCGUGCGGGCGCGUGAUCCGCUUGGACUCCCUGUCGAAGGUGGUGAGCGCGGGGCUCCGCGCGGGCUGGGUCACCGCGCCCAAGCCGCUUAUCGAGCGGUUCGAACUGCAGAUACAAGCUGAGCUGCUGCACAGUAAUACUUUAUCGCAGGCAAUUCAAAACAAGAUACUCUCCGACCAGUCAUCACUAGGUACUCACCUCAGCGUGUCCCAGCUCUUCUACCGUCAGCGACGCGACGCGUUGCAACGUUCGCUGCUUCGUGCGCGCAUCAACGACUUGGCCGACUGGCACGUGCCGAAUGCUGGGCUCUUCCUGUGGCUCAGAGUCAGGGGGGUGGAUGAUGUUUACAAUAUGGUAUUUGACACCGCGUUAAAGCGUGGGCUGAUGCUAGUUCCCGGGCAGGCUUUUCUGUAUGACAGUGGCGCCACCUCGCAGCACCUGCGGCUAACGUUUAGUAAAGUUCCCAUGGAGCAGAUGGACGCAGCCGCGGGCUUGCUCGCCGACAUUAUCCGCGAGGAGCAGCAGCGAACUAACCGGCCACGACAUUUGGCCACCGAGUGGUAGAUGGCGCUGUUCUUUUGAAUAAUUGUUACGCAGACGUUCUCGGAUUUGUAUUAUUUAUAACAUUAAUAGCUAGUUAUACGUAUUCUAAGUAAUAAUAAAAAAUAAAAUACUUUAAUUCAGUAACCCCGUAAAGACUAUGCCUAUUUAGUUAUACUUUUUGUUAUUUUAUUGCCUAUGUACGUGUUGGGACAAAGUAAACGAUUUAUAUUUCUUAUUAUUAGUACUGUUAACAUAUAUAUUGUGCAAAAUAAAUAAUUAUUACACUUUUACCAAGCUCUACUUCAAAAUAAAAUUGUUCCC